GAACGGUUGUCAUGCAUGAACCCCGACAACAACGACUACAAGCAAUGUCUGCUAUGUUUACGUUGGCCUCACGGUCGACGAGGCGAGGCAGGUCGCCCACAUGCACAACCUCGCCGCCGGCUACCACCGGGACUACAGCUUCAUCAAGAAGCUCAGGUGUUGGCGACAAGUCUUUGAGUGCAUGGGGUCCGUCAAGUCGGCAGAAGUUAAACUCUUUUGCCUGAAAGAAGCUAUGAUUCCGAACGCGGCGAAGAAAUUGGGAGCCCAAGAUGCGUUGCUGCAGUGUGCUUUCAAGCCCAAAGAAAUUUGGGACCUCAUGUGCAAGAUAAUGAAUAUGUGGCAGAAGGGUGAGGUCAAAGGCCAGAAAUUGAAGCCGGCAACGAAAGACAUCCUGAAAUCGGAUCAGGAUCUGGAAUCGAGCGAGUCGGAGGACGGAAAGAAAAGCCAGCGUGGGAAGAGGCUUGAAAGGGCAGCUGCGAAGGAGCAAGAGAUGGCGCUUUUGCACCCUCGAGUGCAAAUGCAGGGUAGCAAAGUCCCCAUGGUCGUCGACGACAUGCCCGCGCAACAUUGGAUAGCCAUGGGUAGUAUGGCUCAAGAGCACGCCGUGCCUAUCCUCCUUGAGAUGGAGAAGAAGUUCCAGCUUGUCAAGCAAGUCGCGUACGUCUGCAAGGCCUUCGCAGUGGGGGUGGGUUGUGCUGACUUCAAGGAGGCCGAGAAACAGUAUCCUCUCCACACGAAGAAAGACAUAUUGGAGAAGUUCGUCAGUGGCGUUAGGAGGGGUCAGAAGAGUAUCCCCGCACUGGAUGGCCAUCUUAAAAGGGCUUUGGAUUGGAAGAGUAAGGAGAGGAGACUGGAAGCAAAGGAGGCUCUUCACGCGUUCCGAUCGACACCUCUCACGGAGCCCUUCGUCGACUGGACGGAGGUGAAACAUGAGAAUGACGCGGCGAAAGUGAAGAUUAUCAACAACGACAUACGCACGAGGGACAUGCGUCUGAUCAUGAGCUGUUUCCGGAGCCGGACGUUCUGGAGGUUCUUAAGAAUCUGAAGGACGUGUCUAGUGCCCCCUUGU
Messenger RNA from Chara braunii, 1069 nucleotides. The record is from the annotation of a GenBank genome assembly. NCBI's taxonomy places the organism in Eukaryota, Viridiplantae, Streptophyta, Charophyceae, Charales, Characeae.